GAUUAUCUGGUUCAUAACUGGGAUUAAAAAUGGACAAAGCUCGUGUUUUGUUCGGGGCAGCGUGACGCCGUCAGACGGAGUGAUGCUGCACACUUUUGUUAUCAGACUCGUCCACAGGGCGGCGCUGCUGCCGCCGCCGCCGCUGCCCGUCACAAUGUGUCUGUGGGAGUGACACCAAAGUUUGAAAGAUCCAAGCCGAGCGUCUGGGUCCGAACCGGCUCCGUUUAGCCGCUUUGCAGCUCUUUAUGACCGGAGGCUCUUGUUGUUUUUGGACUGUGGAGGAUUUGGGAAUGUGAGGAGAUGAACUUUGGAAAUUUACUGCUUGUGACUCUCUCAUUCAUCACCACCGCAUCAGGGUCCAGGCCUCGGUUUGAAGACAGCGCUCCUCGGAUUGUGGAGGACCCUUCAGAUUUGAUUGUUUGCAAGGGGGAGCCUGCCACUCUUAACUGUAAGGUGGAAGGCCGACCCGCACCGAGUAUAGAGUGGUAUAAGGACGGGAAGCGCGUGGAGACUGAUAAAGAUGACCCUCGUUCUCACCGGAUGCUCUUGCCCAGCGGCUCCCUCUUCUUCCUUCGCAUCGUUCACGGACGACGGAGCAAACCAGACGAAGGCGUCUACACCUGUGUGGCCCAAAACUACUUGGGGGAGGCCAUUAGUCGUAACGCGUCUUUGGAAGUCGCCAUCUUGAGAGAUGAUUUCCGCCAGCCUCCGAGCGAUGUGGUUGUGGCGGCCGGCGAGCCCGCCGUCUUAGAGUGUGUGCCACCACGUGGUCACCCCGAGCCCACCGUGUCCUGGAAACGCAACAACGUCCGCGUCAGCACCAAGGAUGAGCGCAUCUCGAUGCGUGGUGGGAAACUGAUGAUCUCACAUACCAGGAAAAGUGAUGCUGGCAUGUAUGUCUGUGUGGGCACCAACAUGGUUGGAGAGAGGGACAGCGAUCCUGCAGAGCUUGUGGUCUAUGAGCGUCCAGUGUUGGUGCGAAGGCCUGUGAACCAGGUGGUGAUGGAGGAAGAGACAGUUGACUUUCUGUGUGAGGUCCAUGGAGAUCCUGCCCCCACUGUGCGAUGGCGCCGAGAUGAAGGGGAGCUUCCCCGUGGAAGGUUUGAAAUCCGUAACGGCAACAACCUGCGUUUGUUCCGAGUGAAAGAGCAGGAUGAAGGAAUAUACACGUGCACUUCUGAGAACAGUGUGGGCAAGACCGAGGCCUCUGCUAUGUUACAGGUCCACGUUCCACCUCAGAUUGCCACUAAGCCACGCGACCAGGUUGCUGUCCAGGGGAGGAGCAUCAGCUUCCAAUGUGGCACCACAGGAAACCCGCUGCCCGCCAUCUUCUGGCAGAAAGAGGGCAGCCAGAUGCUGUUAUUCCCCGGACAACCACCGUCACAGUCCGGACGUUACUCUGUGUCCAUGAGCGGAGAACUGACCAUAACUGAUGUCCAUCCUGACGAUUCGGGUUUCUACGUGUGUCAGGCCAUCAGUGUGGCAGGAAGUGUGCUGACUAAGGCGCUGCUGGAGGUGGAGGGGGGUCCUCCAGGCCGUUUUCCACCCAUCAUUCUCCAGGGCCCAGCCAAUCAGACGGUGUCGCCAGGCGCGGCCGCACAGCUGCACUGUCGUGUGACUGGAGGACCCUCGGUGAAGAUUUCAUGGGAGAAGGACGGACAGAGAAUUCAGGGAGAUAAAUCACGGCUGACCUUGAUGGAAAACGGCACUUUACAAAUCGGAGGUGUGAAGGACGCAGACUCUGGGACAUACACGUGCGUGGUGUCCAGCGCCACAGGGGAGUCGAGCUGGAGCGGCACACUGUCCGUCAAACCAGACGACGGCGUCUCGUCAGGGUCCAGGGUGUCUGAGUUCAUCCAGCUUCCUGGACCGCCCCAGAAGCCCGUGGUAACCGAAGUGACCAAGAACACCGUCAGCCUCACCUGGCAGUCCAACCCCCAUGAGGGCGGGGCCGCUGUAACCUACUACAUCAUCGAGGCGUUCAGUCAGUCGGUGGGCAGUACCUGGCAAACAGUAGCGGACCACGUGAAGCAGGAGCGGCACACGGUGAUCGGACUCUUCCCCAACACAGUUUAUCUAUUCAUCGUCCGAGCCUGCAACUCUUACGGCCUCAGUGACCCGAGUCCAAUCUCAGAACCUGUCAGGACGCAGGAUGGAAGUCCUUCAGAACAGGGUUUGGACCACAGACAGGUGCAGAGAGAAUUAGGAGAAGUGUCCAUCUACCCACAGAAGCCCGUGGUUCUGUCUCCUGUCAGUGCCAGGAUUUCUUGGAGUGUUUCUGGUCAGUCUCGGUACAUUCAGGGGUAUCGUAUAUUUUACCGGACUAUUGGCAGCUCUUGGAUGGUCCACGAUGUGGAAGCGACAACUGACCAUAGUGCCAUAUUGGUGGACCUGCACAGCAACAAAGAAUAUGAAGUCAAAAUACGACCUUAUUUUAACGAGUUACAGGGACACGACAGUCUGAUGGUUUUGCUGCGUACCCCUGAGGAAGUUCUGAGUGCGGCUCCUCAGGCCGUGUCAGUGGUGCAGCUCGCCAAUAACUCCACCAUCAGUGUGUCCUGGGAGCCACCGCCACACAAUAUCCAGAGCGGGAUCAUUCGAGAGUACAAGGUGUGGUGUCUGGGUGGCGGCGUGGAGAACUGGAUUAACCGCACAGUGGAUGGAGCGGUUCUGUCCAUCCUGCUGACGAGCCUGCUGCCUGAUAUCCGCUAUACCAUCACUGUUGCCGCCGUCACCAGCCUCGGUGUAGGCGCUCAGAGCCCACCUGUCAGUCUGCUUCUCACUCUUCCACUGGGAAAGCCUUCUGCUCCUGUGGAAAAUGAGGACAGCCGCAGCCUGUCGGAGCAGAUCGUACACGUUGUCCGCCAGCCCGCCUUCAUUGCAGGACUGGGCGUGGCUGCGUGGCUGGUGCUGAUGGGUUUCAGCAGCUGGCUUUACUGUCGCCACCGUAGGAGGAAGCAGCUGGGUCACUACACCACCUCCUUUGCAUACACGCCUGCAGUUGGUUUCGCUCACAGUGAAGGAUCCGGAAUCAUGAAUGCUGGUCCUGGCAUGUUGGGAUCAAACAUGGGGAAUUACCCCUGGCUGGCUGACUCCUGGCCCACACCGAACCUCAGCAACAACAGUAAAGACGCCGUCAACUGCUGUUCUGGCAAAGUGGACUCUGACCGAUACUAUAACACUCUCAGCAUCAUCACGUACCCAAACCAAUCAGAGAAACACAGCGCGACGUCCAACGACAGUCCCAUCUACAGCACCAUUAACGCUACCGCUGAGGACGACCUCCUGGCAUACUACGACACCUACUCCACAUCCUACAACCAGGGUCCAGACCCAUACAGCAGCAAUCCAGUGCUGUCAAACAGUGGGUUUGUGGGUCUGGAUCAUGAUCUGGACCAGUGGACUAUACAGUCUGGUCACUCUGGAUCUGAAUAUGCCAAGCUCCAGUAUACCAAGAAAACAGGUGACAAACUGGUGAAGCAGAGGUCUUUUGGUUCCUCCUGUAAGUCAGCUACUCUAAACUGGGCGGAUGUUCUGUCACUGCCACUGCCUGCCAGCAAAGACCGAAGUCACACAAAGACGGAUCAGGAAGAUGAAAAGCCACACAGUUCUGAGGAUGAAAACGAGGACUGGUGUCCUCCGCUGCCUGCCAGAACCUACCUGAUGGACAUGUCCAGGGAGGAACUCUCCAGUCCACCGUCCAAAUCCGACGAGCAGUGCUGCUUCACACUGACACUCACGUCCUCUCCCCAGCAAGACACACACACACCUGGCGACAGUCCGCGGUUGCAGCACUUUGACCUUUUGGUGCAUCACCAGUCAGGCUCCCAGGUCACUCAGUCCAACCCGGAUCUGUUCACAAACAGCAGGACCGGAGACGUCAGUGAGGCCGACCACACCAGCCGGUGGGCAGAUGAUUUCAAGGGAGACGACCACGGCAAAGAACAAUAUCGCGCUGCGGCUGCCGAGUCGAGCCCCGCGGCUCCACAGCACAGGUCCAAGAGAGAGAAGAAGAACCCAAAGGACAGACAAGUCUGGCAAGAACUGCCCCACCAGACAGAGCUGGCCCCUCCCCCUGCAGACUCGCUGCAGUUCCUAUCUGAUGUUCUGAGUCGCGGCCGAACAGAUGGCAAACGAAAAGAGGGAAGUGGCUCACUGACUCUUCACAAGAGGGACGAGCAUUUCUCAGCUCAGCGGAGAGGACCAGCAAAGUGGUUCUCACCGGAUGAAACACCGUACAGCCAGUCCAGCUUCACGCCCAAAAUCCAGACAUCAGGCUACGGCUCGCUGGGCGGAGGGUUUCCACGACCUGCAACCAGCAGCCGGCGGACAGAUGAGAAGCCGAUGUAGACGAAGCGGAUUAGAGACCAUUGACAUUUACCUCUGUGAUUUAGUCUUGGCAAACCAUCACCCUGUUGCCAUGGUAUCUACAAAAUAAAAAAAUUAAACUGAG
Messenger RNA from Thalassophryne amazonica, 4453 nucleotides. RefSeq names its product roundabout homolog 2-like. The coding region runs from base 301 to 4350 and encodes 1349 amino acids. Gene Ontology annotation, molecular function: protein binding. Gene Ontology annotation, biological process: cell-cell adhesion; axon guidance. NCBI's taxonomy places the organism in Eukaryota, Metazoa, Chordata, Actinopteri, Batrachoidiformes, Batrachoididae. The record is from RefSeq and is a predicted model, not a curated record. Gene Ontology annotation, cellular component: axon; plasma membrane. The transcript has 26 exons.